Messenger RNA from Symbiodinium pilosum, 257 nucleotides. Lineage: Eukaryota; Dinophyceae; Suessiales; Symbiodiniaceae. The record is from the annotation of a GenBank genome assembly.
GAGUUCCGGAACGUGCUGUUCUCUGUGGAAGCCAUUGUGCAGCUCCCGCGUACAGUGCGUACGGAGUAUCGCGAGGACGCGCUCCACAGUCUGUCCAGUGGCCGAUUUCAUUUGCUGCUGGCGGCAUUCUUGCUCCGCGUGGUCAUUGCUUCAAUACUGCUACUCGCCGGAAUCAGCUGGUUGGCGCGUACAACGUCCAUCACCGAGCUGAUGCUAAACGCUGUAGCCUUGAACGCAAUCCUGGAUGUGGAUGAGUG